This is a messenger RNA of Momordica charantia (bitter melon), 1149 nucleotides long. Lineage: Eukaryota; Viridiplantae; Streptophyta; Magnoliopsida; Cucurbitales; Cucurbitaceae. The record is from RefSeq and is a predicted model, not a curated record.
AUGACCGAGGCCGAGACCAGAUAUCCCCAAAUGGAGAAGCUGGCCCUCGCUUUAGUCACUUCGGCCCGAAGACUUAGGCCGUACCUCCAAGCGCACACUGUCGUAGUACUCACAAACUUGCCCCUGAAAAAUAUCUUCCUUAAGCCCGAAACAUCUGGGCGUCUGAUGAAGUGGACAUUGGAAUUGAGCGAGUACGACAUCCAGUUCGAGCCUAGAAUUGCGUUGAAAGGGCAAGCAGUGUCCGAUUUUAUCGCAGAGCUCACUCUACCACCUCAGUUGGCCAAAUCCGACCUCCCGUGGACGAUCUACGUUGAUGGAUCUUCCAACGAGAGGGGGUGCGGGGUAGGAAUCCUCUUGCUCGCACUAGGAGGUGAGCGAUUCGAAUAUGCUCUGCGAUUCAACUUUCGGACGUCGAAUAAUGAGGCCGAGUAUGAAGCACUCCUAGCAGGCCUGCGCGUUGCCAAAGGACUGGGGGCCAAUCACACUAAGGUCUUUAGUGACUCCCAGCUAGUUGUAAAUCAAAUCAAGGAGGAGUACCAAACGAAGGACUCCCGGAUGGAGAAAUAUCUAAGCAAGGUCAGAUCGCACCUCGCUCAAUUCGGGACUUGCGAGGUGAGUCAAGUUCCAAGAUCUGAAAACUCUAAUGCGGAUGUCUUAUCCAAAUUGGCAUCAGCGUAUGAGACUGACCUGGCUAGAUCGAUCCCGAUCGAGACAUUGGACACUCCUUCAAUCUUGGAGCCAGAUGUGAUGGAGGUUGAUACUCCAUCACCCACUUGGAUGGACCCAAUCGUGGAGUUCAUCAAAGGAAGUCCACCGCAAGAUCCGAAGGAGCAAAAGAAGAUGGCUCGAAGAGCAGCUCGGUUCAUACUCCGAGAAGGAAUGUUGUACCGACGUGGCUUCUCCUUGCCUCCGCUCAAGUGUGUGACUCCUGAAGAAGGCCUUUACAUUCUUAGGGAAGUCCAUGAAGGGGUGUGUGGAAACCACUCUGGCGCCAGGUCGUUGUCGGCAAAGGUGGUUCAACAAGGGUACUAUUGGCCCACUGUUGAGCAGGAUGCAAAGCAGUUUGUGAAAGCUUAUGACAACUGCCAGCGUUUCGCAAACAUUAUCCAUCAACCUCCCGAACUGCUCACCCCCAUCUCGGCCCCAUGA